GCCUCUCAUAUAAACCUCUCUCCCAACCCUAUUUUUUCCCUCACAACACAAUCUCGGCUUCUCUUUCUCAUCGCAUCAAAAUCUCUCAUCGAAAUCAUCUCUGCUCGCUCUCUCUUCUUUGAUUUUUUCUCUUUCCACACACAGAUUCAAGAUGGGUAGCUCUAAAGGAAAUAACUUUCGCAUCCGAUUCUGUUUUUUGUUUUAUCAGUGUUAGAACAGAACAAGCCCAGAUUCUGAAACUCGAUCUUUGUUUUCUUACACCUGAGCUUCGAUCACUUUUAUUUCCUGAAACCAUUCAUCUUAUAUUAAGUUAAAUUCCUCGAAACAAGCUUUAGUUUUGGGAGAGCGAGCAGUGUUGUGUAUUUAUAAACACUCAUGGCUGCAGCGAACAGUGGGAAAUUCGAUGUGGGAGAUGAAACUCACAAUUGUUCCGAAAAGGGAAGUGAAAGCGUUGAUUGGGAGAUUGAAAAGAGAAACGGCGUGGGUUCAAGCUCUCAGAGGCGUCAAUGGAAGCCAGUUUUUGAUGAUACUUCCAUUUCACAUAAUAGACCUCUGAAGAAAAUCCGGAGCCCCGAUCGGCAUGAAACAAACCAAUCUUCCUCCUCUUCUUCUUCUUCUGUUCCUUUUCAACCUUCUCCUCUCUCUGCCCCUCCCUCAUCCUCUUCCAGAAUCGUGUUCCCUUUCGCCUUCAACGGUUCCCAACACCCAAUGCAAUUCCCGCACCAAUUCGGAGCCGCAAAUUCACCUUUCCCUCACCCCUCUUUCCAAAACCACCAACAGCAGAUGAUAUCAUUCGGGUCCCAACAACAAAACCUUCCCUUUCCACCAAUCAUGGCCCGAGAUUCUUCUCUUCCACACCACCACCACCAUCAUCAACAGCAUCCGCAGCAACUUCUUCAGCAUUGGAGAGACGCUCUGAGUCUAAGUCCCAGAGGAAUGUUUACCCACUUGGGGCCAGAUGGAAGGCCAUUGUUCAGGCCUCCAACGCAGCCCAUAAACACCACCAAGCUCUACAGAGGAGUGAGGCAACGCCAUUGGGGAAAAUGGGUCGCUGAAAUUCGUCUUCCUCGAAACAGAACGCGUCUCUGGCUAGGCACAUUUGACACGGCGGAGGACGCCGCCAUGGCCUACGACCGCGAAGCCUUCAAACUCCGAGGAGAAAAUGCCAGACUCAAUUUCCCCGAACUGUUCCUCAACAAGGACAAAAACGAACAAGUUCAAGAAGAAGCUUCUUCACCUGUUCAAGACCAGCAUGAACAAAAACCUGUUCCUCUAGGCCGUGACAUGCCAAGAGAAGAGUCUAAUGAGAAUGACUCGGGAAUUGGAUCGAGCGACGCCACUGUGAGCGAUGAGGUUCAUGCUGCUGCUCCUUCUGCAGAAGGAGGUGAAGGGGUUUCUCAGGAACUUGUUUGGGGAGAAAUGUCUGCAUGGUUCAAUGCUAUUCCUGCAGCUUGGGGACCCGGUAGCCCUGUGUGGGAUGAUUUGGAUCCCACCAAUAAUCUUCUUUACCAAUCACACGUUCCUUUUUCAAAUUCCAAUCAGCAACAGAUCAAUGAUGCCUCUGAUGAUGCUCAGAGACAAGAACACAACACGGAAUCAGGUUACUUAUGGAAGGAUCAGGAUUGAUUCAAGUUAAUUUUCUUCUCCUAGUUGCUUCUUUCUCACUGGUUGCUGAUAUUUUUACCACAACCUGUGAACCAACCCUGUCUCUAAUAUUCAUUCUUAGAAUAUCUGUGCUGUACUAAGGCUCAUUGUAUUUCAGGGCCUUUCAGCACCCAUUCACCGUGUUCUGUUUUUCAACCUUGUUUCAAGGUUUUUACUUGACUCUUCUGCACUAUAAUUAUUUAGUAUUGAAUGUAGCAAAGGUAGUUGGUAUGAUGAGAGAAGAAGGAGACGGUUUUGUGAUUUCCUUCUCUGUUGUUCCAUCCGUUAUGAGCUAUGUUUUUCUGCUCCAAGGAUGGAUUUUUACUAUUAUUACUUCAUUUCUAGUUUGUAUCCAUCAUGUUUUUUUCUUGGUAUAUUAAAUCUCCAGCAGCAUUUUGCAUUA
This is a messenger RNA of Vigna unguiculata (cowpea), 2047 nucleotides long. Its product is annotated as ethylene-responsive transcription factor ERF053-like. Lineage: Eukaryota; Viridiplantae; Streptophyta; Magnoliopsida; Fabales; Fabaceae. Gene Ontology annotation, molecular function: DNA-binding transcription factor activity; DNA binding. Gene Ontology annotation, cellular component: nucleus. The record is from RefSeq and is a predicted model, not a curated record. Gene Ontology annotation, biological process: regulation of DNA-templated transcription.